This is a messenger RNA of Suillus clintonianus, 2088 nucleotides long. RefSeq names its product permease family-domain-containing protein. Gene Ontology annotation, molecular function: purine nucleobase transmembrane transporter activity. Lineage: Eukaryota; Fungi; Basidiomycota; Agaricomycetes; Boletales; Suillaceae. Gene Ontology annotation, biological process: transmembrane transport. Gene Ontology annotation, cellular component: plasma membrane. The record is from RefSeq and is a predicted model, not a curated record. The transcript is spliced from 15 exons. Bases 132 to 1853 code for a protein of 573 amino acids.
AGUAGUAUUAUGCAGCUCAUGCCUCCAGUGAGAGUUUCGCUUCACUCUCUCGAGCCCUUCGUUAGAUCCCACUCUCAUCUGUUAUAUAGUUCUCUCUUCACCCGACGCUCCUUUUCCUCACCUCUGUUGACAUGCUUACUUUCGCCGACAGGCUCAACGCCCAAGUUGCUGAUUCUGCAAUUGGAAGAUGGUUCCGCCUGGAGGGCUCAGGUCAUGCCCGUGAACGCGAAGGUUCACGCUUUAUGACAGAUAUUCGUGCAGGUAUAACGACCUGGGCGGCCAUGGCAUACAUUAUUUCUGUCAACGCUUCCAUUGUGUCCGACUCUGGAGGAACUUGUGUCUGUGAAGCCGCCAAUAACUGUGCCACUGAUCCGACAUAUCUUCAAUGUAUCCAAGAGGUGAAACAAGAUCUCAUUACUUCCACAGCAGCCAUGUCCGCUCUGGCAUCAGUCUUAAUGGGUGCCCUUGCGAAUUUACCCGUCGGUAUGGCUCCAGGCAUGGGACUUAACGCCUAUUUCACAUACUCUGUCGUCGGUUAUCACGGCAGCGGAUUUAUAACUUAUAGGGAAGCACUUGCCGCUGUUUUCUUGGAAGGAUGGAUCUUCUUCAUCCUGUCGCUUCUUGGCUUACGUCAAUGGCUUGCCCGCAUUAUGCCGCAAUCCCUGGUCCUAGCUGUCGGUGCUGGUAUCGGUUUGUACAUUGCAUUCAUUGGAUUAACAUCUGGUGGCUUGAAUGUGAUUGGAGGUGACACGACCAACUUCGUCGGCCUUGGUGGCUGUCUCGAGUCAGAUUGGCUGAGUGAAGACAUGCCAUACUUCUGUGGUUCUCAAGUUUUACGGAGUCCUACCACAUGGCUUGGCAUCUUUACUGGCGGUAUCCUCACGAUCAUGUUGAUGCUUUACCGUGUCAAGGGCUCCCUCCUAAUCGGUAUCUUCAUCACUUCCAUCAUCUCCUGGCCGCGAAAUUCCUCUGUCACAUACUUCCCACAUAAUGACUCUGGUGAUCAGUUGUUCGACUUCUUCAAACAGGUCGUUACUUGGCACCCCUUGAAACAUGUUGGUAAUGCACUAGAUUAUAACUAUGGUAAAGGAAAGGUGUGGUACGCACUUAUAACCUUCCUCUAUGUCGAUAUCUUGGAUACUACUGGUACUCUUUACUCUAUGGUUAAAUUCGCUGGCCUUCGUGAUCCAGUUACCCUUGAUUUUGAAAACUCUACCAUUGCAUACUGUGUCGAUGCCUUCUCUAUUUCUAUGGGUGCACUCGUGGGCACCAGUCCCGUCACGGCAUUCAUCGAGAGUGCCACUGGUAUUGCUGAGGGCGGUAAGACCGGCAUCACUGCAAUCGUCACUGGACUCCUCUUCUUCGUCUCCAUCUUCUUCGCGCCCAUCUUCGCCUCCAUCCCCCCCUGGGCUACAGGAGGCGCGCUCGUUGUCGUCGGCUCGCUCAUGAUCCGUAAUGUACGCGAUAUCAACUGGGACUAUGUCGGCGAUGCUGUCCCUGCUUUCCUCACCAUCUUGUUCAUUCCUCUAUCAUACAACAUUGCGUACGGCGUCAUUGUCGGCGUGUUCUCCUAUGUCAUUAUCAAUGGCUUCGUUUGGAUCGUCUCCAAGAUUUCCAACGGCACAAUCAUGCCACCCAACUACGACGCGUCCGAGCCCUGGGUCGUCCCCCCUGGUGGCAUUGUGCCUACAUGGCUCAAGAUCUUGUUCAACCGCAACACCCGCGUCAUCGAGGAGUCACCCUCAGAAUACGCGUUCCAAGUGCGCCAACGCCACUCGAACAUCUCGGUCGACACGACGUCGCAGGACAACCCUUUGACGCCUAGGAAGUCGAAUUUCACAUAUGAGAAAUAAAAUUACCGUAGUUGUGCUAUACCUGCUAUGCUUUCCCGAUUUUGCGAUAUCCUCUCUGCUAUCGAUCCCCCCCUCGCCUCGCCUCGGAUCCCCCGACGACGCUUCCACUCUUUUGGUGUCUAUUUUUUAUAUAUAUUGAUUGCAUAUAUUGUACGUGUCGCAUAUGCACAUAGCGCUGGUAGUUGUAGAUUUUGUUCCUGUUAUGUAUAUUUCAACGAACUCGUCUGAGCUUUGG